AUUACCUGGGAUCCUCCGAUUAGAUCUCGCAGGGCCUCAGGGAGUACAACACCUGCUAGAGACCUAUCUGAGCCUGUUGAUCCUACAGAAUCCAAGCCUAGAAAUACACCUACUGCUUCCAAUAUAAAAAAGGACAGCCCGGCCGAGAUGUCUUCCAGAGGAAGCCAACGCAGGGGCCCAAAUCGCAACAGCGAGAUCGGCGAACAUGGAGAGGAGUUAGGAAUGUGGAAGGAUGUUAAGGAAAAGGUCCCCGGCGUCGCUGAGACGUUCAACGAGAGUAGUCAAAAUGUCAUAGACAUUCGCAAUCAAGAAAAGCUCAUGGCAGAGAAAAAGGAUAACGGCACUCUCACGGCCGAGGAUCAUAAUGAACUUGACAGGCUCUGCCGUAAGGGAGUAAAGCUUAAUGAAUUGGCCAGCCAAAACAUCAUGGAAACGAUAGAAAAGCUCAAGGUAUUGCGUGCCGUGCAGAAGGCCAAGGAGGAUCAGCAGGAAGCAAACACUUCCCGAGCAGCUGCUCAGCGGGCCAAGGAAUCGGCAGCCGCUGCGUCCUCCUUAUACGACUUUGACGGAGCCGGCGACUCCCCUGUUCCAUCCCCCAACCCUGCUUUACCUCGUCGCAUGGGUGGCGGUAGCAAGGGUGACCGUGACUCGGUACCGCCUCGACUAGACCGCUCUACUCCGGCAGCUAAGGCGGGUAGUGCCGAGCCGCAGUCCGGAUCGGCAUCCAGUACUAGUCGGUCUAAGCAGACAUUUGCCAAGGACGACGAGGUAGCAUUCAAACCGAAGCCGCAGAAUAAUGAACAGACGGACUGGAUACUAGGCAUAGUCCAAGAUGUACGCGGUGAUGGGAAGUCAAGACGGUACAGGGUUCUCGAUGCCGAUGUCGACGAGAAUGGCCACCAGAAGGAUUUCCGCACCAGUGCCAGCAGCAUGAUCCUUAUACCCAAGGAGGGAACUAUCUUGCCACCCUUGGAAACAGGCAAGACGGUGUUGGCACUCUACCCAAAUACGACAACGUUCUACAAAGCCGAGGUUAUGGGUAUGGACGGCGAUGGAAAAGUUAACCUAAAAUUCGAGGGGGAGGAGAGCAGCAAUACGAUGCAAGCUGUCACCCGUCGACAUGUAGUGGAGUAUCGAGGUUGAAUGACACAAGUUUUGUUCGGCUAGUUGGAAUGUUAGACGGUCGGGACAAGCCAUGAUUUGAAGUUUUUGGCUUGAGUUGGCUAUAUGAGACCUAGAAGGUCCUGAGCUCUGUUUGAGAACAGCGCGUGGAGUACAAUUUUUAUUCCGAGAUCUACUCGACUAACGGUACAAUAAUUGCAGAAUUACCUAUCCUACACAAGGCACGGUUAUAACAUGCCGCUUAAUGGAAGAAAUAUCAUUAUUGCCUCCAAGAAAUGUUGGCAUUUUGUUGUUGCCCCUUUGCCUCUAGCAUUUGAUUUGAAAGGGAGGUAAAUAGAGAUUAUUGACCAAAAAAAUAUACUUGAAUGAUGCAUCAUUUCAUUUAUACAGACCUUCCAAUUGGAAAAUCCACGAUGCUUUACAUUCCCACUUUUCGACUCUACCCGGUAAUUAUGGAGGGAACCACC
This is a messenger RNA of Annulohypoxylon truncatum, 1589 nucleotides long. RefSeq names its product SGF29 tudor-like domain-containing protein. Gene Ontology annotation, cellular component: SAGA complex. Bases 148 to 1143 code for a protein of 331 amino acids. The record is from RefSeq and is a predicted model, not a curated record. Lineage: Eukaryota; Fungi; Ascomycota; Sordariomycetes; Xylariales; Hypoxylaceae. The transcript is spliced from 3 exons.